Messenger RNA from Exophiala mesophila, 2418 nucleotides. RefSeq lists its product as uncharacterized. The transcript has a single exon. The record is from RefSeq and is a predicted model, not a curated record. Bases 716 to 1783 code for a protein of 355 amino acids. NCBI's taxonomy places the organism in Eukaryota, Fungi, Ascomycota, Eurotiomycetes, Chaetothyriales, Herpotrichiellaceae.
GCCCAAGCCAAAAGUCUCAAACCCAAACCAACACCAACACCAUUACCAAUAUCCACCAGGGCCACCCCAAAACCCUUCCACCUUGCUCCGCUCAAUUCCCAAUUCCCAAUCCUCCCUCCAGCUUGCAUAUCCCUGUUGAAUCAAGACAAGACUCUUGACUCUUUGUGACUGUUGGAAUCCUUGGGAUUGCUUUCAAAACAUAACAUACCAAGUCUUGAAACGUGCCUUUUAAUCAUCUUGGUCUCGACAUUUCCUCCUUCGCCCAACUUCUGUACUCUCGAUUCGUCUGCAGGCCUCAUUUCGACUCGACUGCGCCUUGCUAUUCUUAUUCUGGCCCUCCGUCCUUCCCAAUCUACUCUCCGGCACUCUUCCUUGCUCUUGCUCGUAUCCUCCCACGCACCAUCAAGUCCUCCCACCGACCCAAUUGCGACUUACCUCGAAUCUCACACGGCCACCGCCAGCUUAGCCUUACUCCGUCGGGCCACCGACAGGACGCUUACAGACUUGUCCUGUUGUCGGGCCUCGUCUUCUCACCCCCCGACCCUUUCCUUUUUUACAUGUCGACCGCUGACCCGUUCGUGGGGUCUCUUCCACCCUGGAUCCUCUACUUCUCCCCCCGUUCCUCCGUCCGAGGAUCAGACCUAUAGCUCGUUCUGCUGUCCCGGACUCCUCGCCUCCCUUUACCUUUACCAAUUCAUUUAAUCCUCCCAACACAAUGGCUCCCGGCCCUUCAGACGAGGGCUUUACCGGCAUCACCGCCACCGAUGGCCCUUCCACCUCAGCCUUGAAUGGCGCUAUCGCCUCCUUUCAAAGCGAAUUUAGUAUAACAAACAACAGAUUUGGUGGUGCUUCAGCCUCAGCGACAGGAACAGGCGUCUCCUCAGGCACAUCUGCUACUUCAGCUACAGGCUCAGUUCCAACAACUUUAUCCACCAUCACAUCUCCAGCCUCCGAUGGCAGCGCGAGCACGACUGGUGCUGCCAGUGGGACAGCAGGCAACGCUGCCAGCAACACCUCCAACGGUGCCGUCAUCGUCGAAAACACAUCAUGCAGUGGAAUCUCCUGUUCCUCCGGUCUCAAGGCCGCUGUUGCUGUUCCCGUUGUUGUCGCUGCCAUCGCCAUCUGUGCCCUGAUAUUCUUCUUUAUCAGAAGGAGGAAUCGACGAGCAGCAGGUGGAGUAAUUUCAGAAAAACGACCAAAUAAAAAGAACAAGAAAUGGUCGCGGCACCUGCGCGUCUUCUCCUUUGACGCUGAGCUACUGAUGGGUGGUCGAUUCUCCAGCACAAACAGCAUUCGAAGCAGAGAUCCCAGUCUGCGAAGCCAAAACAACUCCCGAAAUGGGGCUCACAGCGCCGAACCCAGUCUUCACUCGAUCGAAGAGGUCGCUCCUCCCUACAGAGACGCCGUUUCCCACGCCACCCCGGCAAGCCCGAGCCCCCUGCGCAACGUUCACGCAGUCUCAGGUGCAGCAGAUCCAAUUCCUCGAUCUGCAUCCGCUGCUACGGCUCCUCCGCCUUACGGAUCCAUCGUAGGGAACAUAGAGCGAAGUGAGACGCCGGCGUCUUCAGUCAGAAACCCAUUUGCCGACUCGACGCCUGUCAGUCCGGUAGAUGGCUCACCGUUCAACGAUCCCCCAGAAAACGAGAAUCGACCUCCUCUAAGUCGCAACUCGUCCAUGUACCAGAGUGUCACCGCCGACGAUGCAUCUGAAGUUGCGAGUAUUCGACAAGCCCAGGUGGGGCGAAGUGUUUCGGCGAGGCAGGUUAGUAGCGAUCGAAGUUGAGCUACACCACCACCACCACCACAAAUCUAAUCUAACCUCAUAAAUCCUGAUACCUCGCCGGCAUACUCCUGCACACUAUUUACACCACUUUUUCUUUGUUAUACCACACGUCAUCAUGGCGAGGCGUUGUACGCGUCUAUCACGUUAUCCUGGGGAGACACGGUGUCUGGAUUUCACCGUAUAUGUGUCUUGGGACUGCAGUAAAUUACGGCAGCUUAGGGGGGAUUGUCCAAUGGAUGAAAAUGAUAGGGUCACGGACAGACAAUCAGUAUACAUGCGAUGCAGACACGGGAUUACGGAAUUGACUUUGGGAGGUUACGGAUCAUCUCUGAACGGCGCAAGACGCUGCUCAAUAAUUUUCACCAUGUGUGAGAAAAAUGGGUGUACAUGAGUUGGAAGAUGAGAAGACGAUGAGGGAUGAGGGAUGAGGGUCAUGAACGAUCGGCCAUGACACGAGCGCGGAGGACCCAGACUAUAGGACCCAGACCCCAGCAUCUAGGUCGUUCACUCUAAUCCGGGUACUCAGAUUCAUGCAUGACUCGUCGACUCUUUUUCAUGUGACAAGUAGUUAGCCUAGAUUGAAAAAAUUACCACCAUAUGAAAAAUCCAUCUGGGUACUCUUACAUCGCAUCGAC